Messenger RNA from Acanthisitta chloris (rifleman), 6002 nucleotides. It is a transcript of the gene QSER1, whose product is annotated as glutamine and serine rich 1. Lineage: Eukaryota; Metazoa; Chordata; Aves; Passeriformes; Acanthisittidae. The coding region runs from base 107 to 5338 and encodes 1743 amino acids. The record is from RefSeq and is a predicted model, not a curated record. The transcript is spliced from 12 exons.
UUCAGAAACAGAUCUUCACAGACAGACAUACACAGCUUCUCAUCAGCUUCCUGGAUACUCUACUACACAACAUCCUACCGGUCUUUCAGGAAUAUUUGAUACCAGUAUGCACAGUGCUGGAAGUAACACUAAGGAAACUUCUUCAGUUAUGAACUUUCUCUCUGCUAUUGAGUCUCGUACUGCUCAAGCAGUCUCUUCAGGAUCUACCCUUUUACCACAAUUCAGGGCUCCUUCCUGGCAGACAGGUAUGCAUUCCUCAACAGCCACAGAACUAUUUGUUACUGGAGCUUUGCCAACCUCCGGAACUUUUCCACCGACAUCUGCUUUAUCAGCGUAUCAGCAUCCCAACACUUUCAGCAGUAGAAACUUUGCUACUACCCCUUCUCUUACUCUUCAAGAUACUACUUUCAGUGCUACAUCCAACGGUCUCUUAACUCCCCAUGAUCCUUUAUUACAGAUCAAAACCUCUCAAGGCACUGUUCCAACCGCUCUGUCAUUCGAGCGCCUGGGCAGCUCUGUCCUGAGCACCAGUGUCCCCCCCCAGUCAUCAACCUAUCGUUCUGCUCAAGAAUCUGCACCACAUCUGUUGCAACCUCAAUUUAGUCUGUUGCCUUCAACCCUUGGAGGAGCUCAGCAGGUUUCUCAGGCGUACAGCACAUCUGUCUUUACUGGUUCCACAGCUUCCAUGGAUAGAGCACUUCAGCGAGAAUGUAGUGUUAUUAAGCACCAUCAGAGGCCUUCAAGUACUCAGUCUGUUCAGGCUCAACUGACUGUUUCACAGCAUUCCUUACACAGCUAUUUAACGAGUACGAGUGGAGUUAAUUUUCAGGACACAUCUAGGCACUCAGCGUUGUCCUGCAGUCCUGUUGGAGAUGUUACUCAGGUGAGCAAUGGAGGAGCACAGCAGAAGACUUCUCAAGUCACAGUGGAACUUGCUCAGUCAUACACGUCUGCGAUUCCAUCGCCUGGUUUUCCAUCUGCUUCCGCAGCAAAAGUGAAGAACUGUUCCAUGAAGCAGCCUCCGAGGUCAGCAAAGACCCCCAAACCUCAAAGUGUAGCUCCCACUGUGCAGACACAAAGCUAUGCCAAAACUGCACAAAACCAGAGCUCUGUCAUUACAGGCCAAGCACAGAUCUAUUCCACAGCACAGCUCCCGAGCCUCUUGUCAGUCAGUCAGUCCCAAAACUAUGUGUCAUGCCAGGCUCAGAACGUGCCCCCCGUCAGUCACUCGCAGGAUUUCUCAUCCAGCAAGGUGGAGAAGCUGCCCUCGCUGUAUAAAACAUUGACUUUUUCUGGGCAAUCACAAGCUAUUACUUCUGAUAGUCAGACUCUAAGUUACUCCUCAGAGGAACAGGUAUUGACCUCAGUUCCAAACGAGAGCUACUCUGGGCAAACGAGGGAACUUUCUUCAGUCAGCCAAUCUCAGAGCUACUCUUCUAGUCACUCUCAGGGUUUAUCUCCAGUUACCCAGUCCCAAGUGAAUUUUUCAUCUCAAUCACAAGCUCUGUCAGCUGUUAGUCCUUCAGAGAGCUAUUCUUCAGGGCAAUCCUUAACAUUGACAUCGCCUUCUCUUUCCUUUAAUGCCUCUCCUCGGGUACAAACCCUUCCAGCCUCGAGUCCUAAUCAAAGCUAUAUUUCUUUACAUUCUUCUCAGAACUCUCAGUCACAAGAAUCCUCCUCUCCACAGUCUCAGAAGUUUUUGCCAGCUGUGCAGUCUCCUUUUGCAUCCCCAGCUCAUUCCCAGCCGCUGCAGAACAACAGGCCUUCCUCAGAAACAAAGACUUAUGUGAAAAGGAAGUCUGACUCUAACUUGUAUGCCUCAUCAAAACAAGAGGAGGAGUUGUCAAUGCAGGAUAUGCAGGCAUUGCAACAGCAAGCUACUCUUGAAUCUUCCACUCAAAGCCUAACUGAGGAGGAAAUCAAUGCUCAGGAUGCUUCCUAUAGGGUCUCAAAAGCAGAUGACAGAUACUCUCAGAGUGUAAUCAGAAGUAACUCUCGUCUUGAAGAUCAAGUUGUUGGACUUACUCUUCAAGGAACAAAAAAAGAUGAAAGAAUGGUCAAUUCUGUGGAGCAGCUUUCCCAGCACAUUGGCCAUAUCAGUAGCCUAAGCCAUGAUGUAAAGAAAACAGGUAACUUAAUGAGAACAACACAAGUAACUGUGAGUGCUAAAGAGCUAAACCAGCCACAUUCUCUUAUGCAUAAGGUACAUGAAAGUAAAGCUCAAGAACAGCAAGGCCAAUUCAUUAGUACAUCAUCACAGGUUCAACCUCAUGCUCUAAGACAUGGUCAUCAGCUGUGUUUGCCCAGUGCACAGGUACUUCUGGAGUCAACCUGUGACUUGCAGAUUCUUCAUCAGUCAAUACUGCAGUCAGGUUUAGGACAAGCAAAGGCAUCACCACAAGUGCAAAGAAUACAGAGUCCUCAACAGGUGACACACCCGUUCCUUCAGAUGGAUGGUCAUAUUAUUCAGAGCAAUGGGGGUCAUUCUCAGCAGCAGCUUCACAGUCAGAAUUCAGAAGUAAUGAAAAUGGACAUUUCUGAGCCUUCCAAACCACUACAGCAGCAUUUGACAGCUAAAGAUCAUUUUAGUCAGACAAAUCAACAUGAUUCAAAAAAUCAGUUUGUUUCUCUUAGUUCAAUAUGUUUCCCAGAAUCUAUACUUCUCAGUGAUGAGAGGAAUAUAUUAUCCAACGUGGAUGACAUCUUAGCAGCAACAGCAGCAGCCUGUGGAGUGACACCAUCUGACUUUGCCAAAUCAACCUCUAAUGAAGAGGAAAUCCAACAGGCUGUUGAAAAUAGUGAGGAGUCUAAAACACAGUUCCGAUCAUUGGAUGUAAGACAUGUGUCUUCUGUUUUCAGUGCCUCACCUACUGUAGUUGGAAAGCCAACAAGCAUAAAUAAUAUUUCUCUGAAUGGAGGCCAAAUUACUAUCAAUCUUACCCCAGUGUCAGCAAUACAGACAAAAACUGUGAACCUGGAUCAACAGCACAUUGAAACUUCUAAUCAAAAUGUACCAGCAAGAAUAACCUCUCCCACCCUUGGUCCUGGUCAAGAAGAGCAAGAACAAGGUGCUGUUCCAGUUAAGAAACAAUCUAGCAUCAGUCAUGAUUCUGAAGAAGAUAAUGAUGCUUCUGUUGAUGGUACACUGAAUGCAAGAGACACAGAGUUUGUUUCAAGUGGUAGAAGCCUAAGUGAAGAAAGUGCUGCUUCAGAGAAUGACUUCAGUAUGGGUGGUGAUGAUGGUACAGGAGCAGGUAACCAGUCAAAGGUUCCAUUGCAGCCACUAUCUGUGCCCCAGAGUGGAGAUGGAGCCAUUAAUAGAAUCGAAGAAGAAUGCCAAGAUUUAACUCAAGGGAACCUCCAGAAGAAAAAAAGCAAAGGAAAAAGCCAAAACAAAAAUGCUGCAGAAGAUGACAGUGCAAUUCAGAAACAGGUAAAAAGAAGUGGACAGUGUAAACGUCAAAACUCAAGAGGAAAUGACUCAUGUUUGACAUACUCUUCUCCUGUUUCUGAAAGUUGUUAUGAUACUUACCAACAUCAGGAAAGAAUGAGGCAAAAAAUCAAAGAAGUUGAAGAAAAACAGCCCGAAGUCAAAACAGGAUUUAUUGCAUCUUUUUUAGACUUUCUGAAGUCUGGGCCUAGGCAACAGUUUUCCACUCCAGCUGUCCGAAUGCCAAACAGGACUAGGCGACCAGUUCCACAAAUAGUUCGCUCCCCUUGCCUGCAGUCCUCUGCAAAGCCUCAGCCUGCAGCAGCAGCACCUGUGGCAGCUGAGGCCAGUGGAGAAAGCCCAACCAAAAAAGCUGAUUUAGAACUUAAGAAAAAUUUAGAAACGUUGCCUUCGUUUUCUUCUGAUGAAGAUGAUUCUGUGGGUGGUAACCAUGACCUUCAGAAGUGCAUCUCUACUGCAUUGUCAGCCCUGGAUGACACGUCUGAUAGAAAGAUCAAAUCAGAAGCUGAAAAAAUGACAGUUGUUACUGCUGCUGCCACUGCCACCACUGCUGUAAUAAAGCAGGAAUCUCCCCAGACAAGUGCUCCUGUAGGCAAUGUGCAGGAGAAAACGAAUCCAGCUGAUCCUUUGAAAGCUGCUCAACAGGAUGCUGUGAGCUCAGAGCAACUGGCCAAGGUCCAGGAGACUGUUGCAAUAGAAGGAUGUACUGACGAGGAGAACAUGGACAGUGGAGGAGAAGGAAUGUACAGGGAACGGGAUGAGUUCGUAGUGAAGAUUGAAGACAUAGAGACACUAAAGGUUGCUCUGCAAACAGGAAAAGAGCCUCCAGCUAUCUGGAAAGUACAGAAGGCUUUAUUGCAAAAGUUUGUUCCUGAAGUGAGAGAUGGACACAGAGAGUUUGCUGCUACUAACAGUUACCUUGGGUAUUUUGGGGAUGCAAAAACAAAAUACAAACGAGUGUACGUGAAGUUUGUGGAAAAUGCAAACAAAAAGGAAUAUGUCAGAGUAUGCUCAAAAAAACCUCGAAUCAAGCCUGUACAGUCAGCAAGGACUAUUCACUGCAAGCCUAGUAAUAGCAACAACAAAACCCCUGAUCCACCAACACCAAAACCAACAGCAACAAAAGUCUCUUCUGUGAAACCCAAAGCUAAACAGCCAAAGGUAAAGGCUGAACCACCACCAAAGAAAAGGAAAAAGUGGAAAGAAGAAUUUUCAUCUUCCCAGUCUGAUUCUUCACCCGAGGCCCAGAGUGAAGAGGAUGAGGUGGUACCUCCAGCUCCCCUUGUCACUCGCUUUUUGAAUACAAGAGCUAUGAAAGAGACUUUUAAGAGCUACAUGGAGUUGCUUGUUAGCAUUGCCUUGGAUCCAGACACAAUGCAAGCCUUGGAAAAGAGCAAUGAUGAGCUGCUUUUGCCUCACAUGAGAAAAAUUGAUGGUAUGCUGAAUGACAACAGGAAGAGGCUGCUGUCCAAACUGCGCUUGGAUCAUGCUUUCAAGAAUGCUUUGGAAAACUUCCCUGAACUGACAGUGAUCACUCGGGAUUCUAAGACAAAAUGUGGAGGAACAUCUGUGUCUAAGAUCAAAAUGAAUGGUAAAGCUUACAACAAAAAAACACUGAGGGCUUCAAAAUCAACCACUAAAUUAGCACAGGAGUUUACAGUAGAUCCAGAAAAAAUACAGUUGUAUUCUUUGUAUCACUCACUCCAUCAUUAUAAAUAUCACAUAUAUCUAACGUGUAAGGAAGAGAUUUCUUCUGUUCAGAAGACGAGUGCAGAUCUAGGCCAGGAGGAGAUUGUGCAGCUGUGCAUGAAAAACAUAAAAUGGGUGGAGGAUCUCUUUGAAAAGUUUGGUGAACUGUUGAACCGUGUCCAGCAGAAAUGCUCCUAACAGCAGUGGAUCCAGGUCUCCCGUUCUCCUGCAGCACUAACCUGCUGGGACAGAAGGCUCAGAGAGGCUCUGCUUUCUCUGCCCAUUGCAGACUCUGUUCUCCUUCCUAGCCAUGUCUACUUCUCUUUAUGGAACUUUGUGCCUUGGCUCAUGCUGAGGAAGAGUGUGAUGCUGCCAAGGAAAUCAGUCCUUUGGAGAUGGAACUAAACAAACCUAACCACGUUUUUAACCUGAAGAGUUAUUUUCUAUUUUGUAAACUAUUGGAUAACUUAGUUUUAUUUUCAGAAAUGUUUUUGACAAGUGAUAAAGCAUGCACUACAUAUACUUUUUUUUCUUUAUUGCUCAACAGAUAACACUUAAAAUACUACAGCUUUUUCCAUCCCUGACUAAGCGAGAGAAAAGUCAGCGUUGGGGUGAACUCAUUUUUCCAUGCCUGGCCACCAAAUUUAGAGUUUUGUACAUUUUGUGAACAGAGCUGGAGUGACAUCAGUUUCUGCAUCCAUAAUAUUGCCAUCAUAAAAUCCAGAAAUAUCAUUAUGCUUUAUGGACUCCUUUUACUAUUGUCAUGUUCAGGAGACUGAACAUGGAGUUGGUGCAAUCCUAUGACUGCUUUUGUGUCAAAUUAUAUUGUAAUGAAAGACAAUGACCUUAACUAUUUUCCCUG